Gasterosteus aculeatus aculeatus (three-spined stickleback) is the source of this 2897-nucleotide messenger RNA. The record is from RefSeq and is a predicted model, not a curated record. NCBI's taxonomy places the organism in Eukaryota, Metazoa, Chordata, Actinopteri, Perciformes, Gasterosteidae.
CCUGGAUAAUAAUAAAGAGUGAGAGGAGGGCCGCCAGCUGUCGUUUUCUUUCUGUUCCAGCACACGAGGCGUGACACAGGAGAUGAAGCCUGCAACACACACAAAGACUGCAUGUCUUAUUUUACACGUGGUUUAAUCAACGAGAGAUUACGCACGAGCCGUUCGUGGUUAUCCCGGUUUUAAACGACUCUGCAAUAUUAACGCCACGUGUUGCAGCCCCCCGUUCAAUAGUUUGGAUUACAAAAUUACAAUAUAUUCCCCCAUAGAAAAAAAAGUGCACCCAUUACUUGCGGAUUACAUAAACUCCCUGUGCCACACAGCAGUCCAGCCCACCGUGGUUCGUGCGUAACAGGGUUUGGCACAGGGGCGCGCACCACGUAAACAAAAACACAUUGUCGGUGUCCCUGGCAGCCAGUAUUCACGACAAGAGGGAGGAGGAACAGUCUUUACCUUUGCUGUGCAGACAGCGACCGGACCUGUCUGGUCUCAGGCAGCUGACGCGUUAAUAGACAAGAAACGCCACGGCGGAGAUGGGAUUACUCGUCACGGACCUCCACCACUGCACGGAGCUUUGAGUUUUUUUGUCUCAGGCAAUCAGAAAAUAACCUCAUCUGGAAAAUAGAACAACUUAAAUCUUCAGGGCGAUGCCGUGCGUCCCGACCCAGAGCGGCUCCUCUCCACAAGGAGCCAGUCCGGCCUCUCAGAGCGCCAGCGGGGAGCGCAGCUGCGACUUCCUCACCCCGGAGUUUGUCAAGUUCAGCAUGGACCUCACUAACAGCGAACUCUCGGCUGCAACCUCGGGUCCCACGUUUAGCCCUUCGGGUGACACGUACAGCGCCGCGUACGACGCGAAGCCCCCGUGUCUCUUCCAGAUGCCGGUGCAGGGAGAGCUCCCGUGCGUCAAGGUGGAGGAUGCGCACGGGUGUCCGCGCUAUCAGCAGAAUCAGCAUCCUCCGCACCAGUCCAACGAGCUGCUCUCCUCCGCGGGUUCCGUCUACUAUUACCGCUCCCCGUCGCCGCACACCGCCUUCCAAACUCCACCCGGACACGUAUGGGAGGACUCCGGCUCUCUCUACAGUUUCCGACAAGACUAUUUGGCGGCGGCGCACAAGAAAAACACGCUAUCCAGACUCUCGCUGUUUUCACUCAGACACGCGCAACACGGCGGCCAGAGCAUGUCCACCUGCCGGGUGAAAUUUGACGCCGCCGGUGCGCAUCGGCCGCUGGACAGCGCCGGGGUUUUGGGCUGCGCUUCCCACGGAAAGCAGCCCGGGGUGGGGUUUCCUCACCCGCUUCAGUUCGCCCACGCUCACCACUUCAUGGACUACCAGACCUCUUGCGCCCCCGACCGAGGACCGCUGAGCACGGAGGGGCUGUGCGCGGUGUGCGGUGACAAUGCCGCCUGCCAGCACUACGGAGUGCGCACAUGCGAGGGCUGCAAGGGGUUCUUCAAGCGCACAGUACAGAAAAACGCCAAGUACGUGUGUUUGGCUGCCAAAAGCUGCCCGGUGGACAAACGCAGGAGGAAUCGCUGCCAAUACUGUCGCUUCCAGAAGUGCCUCGCGGUGGGAAUGGUCAAAGAAGUGGUGAGGACGGCCGGGCUGAAAGGCCGACGGGGUCGGCUCCCGUCCAAACCCAAAACUCCCCCGGACUCGUACCCCGCCGUCAGCGGCCUCCUGGGCGCACUGGUCAGGGCGCACGUGGAAUCGAACCCUCCUCCUUCUCGCGUCGACUACUUCAGGCUGAAGGAGACCCCAGGAAGUCCACCGGGGGACGACGUUCAACACGUGCGGCAGUUCUAUGACCUCCUGACCCGAUCGAUGGAGGUGAUUCGAGGUUGGGCGCACAAGAUCCCGGGCUUUACGUCUCUCCCCAAACACGACCAAGACCUCCUCUUCUACUCGGCUUUCCUGGAGCUCUUUGUUUUGCGAUUGUCGUACAGAUCCAGCCCCGAGGAAGGGAAGCUGGUCUUCUGCGACGGGUCGGUGUGGCACCGGCUCCAGUGCCUGCGGGGCUUCGGGGAGUGGAUCGACAGCAUCGUGGAAUUCUCCGCCAACCUGCAGCGGAUGAACCUGGACGUGUCCACCUUCUCCUGCGUGUGCACCCUCGCCCUGGUCACCGCAGAGCGACACGGACUGAAGGAGCAGAAGAAGGUGGAGGAGCUGCAGAACAACAUCGUCAGGUGCUUGAAGGACGCAGACGGACCCUCGGACUGUUGGUCCAACCAAUUGUCCAGACUUUUGGAAAAACUGCGCGAAGUUCGCACUCUGUGCAUCCAAGGGCUGCAGAGGAUUUUCUAUUUGAAGCUGGAGGAUCUGGUGCCGCCGCCUGCAGUGAUAGAUAAGUUAUUCCUCGACACGCUGCCAUUUUAGAGACCAUCGAGGACAGGCUUCCGCCGGACGCCGUUGGAUUUAACUCAGUCGCUCCUGACCGUUGGACAUCUGUACUCCGAAGAAAAGGACAUUUUGAAAAAUAAUAUCAGGUCAAAAAACAUCUUUUUCAUUAAAAGUAAAUGAGAAUAAAAACCUAAUUUCUUUGAAUAAUUGUGAACAUGAUUAUCUUCAUGAUGACAAGCAAACCGCUUUGAGAAAUUAAAAUCAAACAAGGUUAAAAGGCCCAAUUUUUCUACUGUCUGCCAGAAAGGGUACAUACAUUUAAAGUCAGUCAUUUGUUGUGGUGUUUUUAAAAUAUGAACUACCUGUCAGGCCAAAACGAUGACUGUAAGCGACUGAUGUGUUUACUCCAUUUGACUAUUAGCGGCAGUUUUGAUACGAGAUGUUUCUUAUCAAUUUUAGUAUUUCUAUGUCACGUAAUGAUUAACAUAAUAUUAUUAAUAUUGACGUCUGUAACGUUGUCCAUGUUUUAAUAAAUAAAUGACUUCUUGCUGGACUGUUUAA